Pistacia vera is the source of this 1287-nucleotide messenger RNA. Its product is annotated as dihydrolipoyllysine-residue acetyltransferase component 5 of pyruvate dehydrogenase complex, chloroplastic-like. The transcript is spliced from 7 exons. The coding region runs from base 1 to 918 and encodes 305 amino acids. The record is from RefSeq and is a predicted model, not a curated record. Gene Ontology annotation, molecular function: dihydrolipoyllysine-residue acetyltransferase activity. Lineage: Eukaryota; Viridiplantae; Streptophyta; Magnoliopsida; Sapindales; Anacardiaceae. Gene Ontology annotation, cellular component: pyruvate dehydrogenase complex; chloroplast envelope; chloroplast thylakoid. Gene Ontology annotation, biological process: pyruvate decarboxylation to acetyl-CoA.
AUGCUAAUGUCUCUAUUCCUAAGCAAUUUGUUCAUCUCAGUGAUAAGGAUAGUGGCGUCUCCGUACGCGAAGAAGCUAGCGAAGGAGUUGAAGGUUGAGUUAGGGAGAGUGGUGGGGACUGGGCCAUUGGGGAGGAUUGUGGCUAAGGAUGUCGAGGCGGCUGCAGCUGAGGCUGCCACUCCGGUGGCUGCUUCUCCUUCUGGUGGGGCGGCCGCUAAGACAGCAGCUGCGGCGGCAGGGAUUGCAUUGGGAAGUGUGGUGCCAUUCACGACAAUGCAGGGUGCUGUGAGUAGGAACAUGGUGGAGAGUUUGAGUGUUCCUACUUUUAGAGUUGGUUACACUAUUACUACUGAUGCUCUUGAUGCUUUGUACAAGAAGAUCAAGUCCAAGGGAGUGACAAUGACAGCAUUGCUUGCAAAGGCGACAGCACUUGCAUUGGUUAAACAUCCUGUUGUGAAUUCUAGUUGUAGAGAUGGUAAUAGCUUUACGUAUAAUAGUAGCAUCAACAUUGCUGUUGCUGUGGCUAUAGAUGGCGGCUUGAUUACGCCAGUGCUUCAAGAUGCUGAUAAGGCUGACAUUUACACAUUGUCGAGAAAGUGGAAAGAGUUAGUUGAUAAGGCCCGUGCCAAGCAGCUGCAACCUCAUGAAUACAAUACAGGAACUUUCACUCUUUCUAACCUUGGAAUGUUUGGCGUGGAUCGCUUUGAUGCCAUUCUACCACCUGGAACAGGUGCGAUAAUGGCUGUUGGAGCGUCUGAGCCCACCGUUGUCGCAACCAAGGAUGGUAGGAUCGGCAUGAAGAACCAGAUGCAGGUAAAUGUCACAGCUGAUCAUCGUGUAAUAUACGGCGCUGAUCUUGCUCAAUUCUUGCAAACCCUGGCAAAGAUUAUCGAGGAUCCCAAAGAUCUUACAUUCUAGUUGAACAUCUCCAUCACAAAUGAGUUCUUCCCUUUUCAAUUGUUGGAUAUCUUCCUCCAUGUAUGUUCCCAAUGCUCAUUUUUUCUGGUCAUUGAUACGCGAUCUUGAUGGUGUAGAAUCAUAUACUGAAAAUUGUGGGAUCUAAUCACUGUGUUCAAAACCCUAAAAAGAACAAGAGGAGAUUUUGAAGUGCCAUGUUUAUUUCUUAUUUUCAUUUAUUAACAGUGUUGAAAUUUUUUUUUCACUUUGAUACCAUCAACUCUUGGUUCUGUUGUGUUAUUAAAUUUAGGCUGUCAAUUGUUGUCAAAUCUUCUUCAUCAACUAGGUGAAGCAUUAAUAUACUUGUCAAGUUUUUGGAUUUAUUGUUCA